AAUGGUUGAAGAUUUCUGCACGAGCAUCUGUCUGUCUUGGCUUUUGCUUGUUCUGGUUAUGGGUUUUGAAGUUUCGAACUUGGGUAGUUCCCUUCUAGCUGAAUUUUUUCUCGGGCCUUUUCGGCCAUCUGGGUAAAGCGAAGCUGAGCAGUUGGUCCCUGAUCUCUGGAUUUCUCGGCGGUUUCUCCGGUUUCCGUCGCUGGAGAAACGAGACCUCCUAGUCAACUGAGCUCGUGAUGACAUUCUAAUUGCUCCGACGGGGUUUGGUUCGGCGGGUUAAUCGGGUUUACUUUUGCAGUUGAGAUCUCGCCUUUUCUUGAUUUCGUUUGCCGUUUUGGCUGAGAUUUUCGGGAGUGGCACGAUCAGGAAGAUCAAAAUCAACUGAUGGGAACAUCAUCUGGUUCUAACAUUCACCACCAACCUUCUUCGCAAAUGCUGCCUCCACGUCAGCAAGCUCGGGCUGGGGGUUUGCAAACAUCCCUUGCCCUUGUUUCGUCAGAUGCCCACUUGUCUCCUGAUGCGCAGGACCCUCGACCCAACUCUGAUCAAAUUCACGAGUCGCCUACUGAAAGUGCUAGCUCUAGGGAAACGUGGCCUACUGCUGAUGCUAUUAUGGGAAAGAAGUUGGAGAACGGGAAGUCUGACAAUGAUGCCUUUGAACAGUCAGUCGUACGCCGUCUUUCCAGUGCAGAUAAGGUAUCCCUCCGGGACAUUGCAAAAGAAAGAGUUGACCUGAUUGCUGAGAAAAUGCGUCGUUUGCCAGAGGAUUAUCUUGAUGACCUAAAGAAUAUGCUUCGAGCUAUCCUUGAAGGGAAUGGCGGCUCACAGCAGAGAGACGAAUUUUUGAUUUUGCAAAAGCUUGUUCAGAGUAGAUCUGAUUUAACUGCCAAGACGUUGAUCAGAGCGCAUCGAGUACAGCUUGAGAUCCUUGUUUCUAUAAAUACUGGAAUUCAGGCAUUUUUACAUCCAAAUAUCAGUCUCUCCCAGACUUCUCUUAUUGAAGUCUUUGUGUAUAAGAGAUGCCGAAAUAUUGCAUGCCAGAACCAGCUCCCUGCUGAGGAUUGCACCUGUGAGAUAUGCACAGGCAGAAAUGGUUUCUGCAACCUCUGCAUGUGUGUCAUAUGCAACAAGUUCGAUUUUGAGGUGAAUACUUGUCGGUGGAUCGGUUGCGACUUGUGCUCUCACUGGACUCAUACUGAUUGUGCCAUUCGUGAUGUACAAAUUUGUACGGGGCCCUCCGUUAAGAUUGGAGCAGGCCCAAGUGAAAUGCUUUUCAGGUGUCGAGCAUGCAAUCGGACAUCUGAACUGUUAGGUUGGGUGAAAGACGUGUUUCAGCACUGUGCCCCAGCCUGGGACCGUGAUGCUCUUAUUAGGGAACUUGAUUUUGUCAGUCGAAUUUUUCGUGGAAGUGAGGAUCCACGAGGAAGAAAUCUCUUCUGGAAGUGCGAGGAACUAAUCCAAAAAAUGAAGGAGGGCCUAGUGGAGUCAACAGCAUGCAGGGAAAUACUGGUGUUUUUCCAAGGGCUUGAGGGGGACUCUCCAAGGAAUCUGGAAAACGGGGAAGGUGGACGAUUGAUAGCUCCACAUGAAGCAUGUGGCCGUAUUGCUGAGGUGGUGCAGGAAGCCAUAAGAAAGAUGGAAAUGGUAGCUGAAGAGAAGAUGAGGAUGUUUAAGAAAGCUCGCAAUGCUCUUGACACUUGUGACCGGGAGCUCGAGGACAAGGCCAGAGAAGUGACGGAACUGAAAUUGGAGCGGUCAAAGAAGAAACUCCAGAUUGAGGAGCUGGAGAAGAUUGUUAGACUGAAACAGGCAGAGGCGGAUAUGUUCCAGCUUAAGGCUAAUGAGGCAAAACGGGAGGCGGACACGAUGAAGAGGAUUGCUCUCGCAAAGUCAGAGAAGUCCGAGGAAGAGUACGCUAGUCGAUAUCUCAAACUUCGUCUCAGUGAGGCCGAGGCUGAGAAGCAGUAUCUGUUUGAGAAGAUUAAGCUCCAGGAGAGCUCACGAACAUCGCAAAGCAGUGGUGGGGGUGACUCGUCGCAGAUGAUGUAUUCCAAAAUCCAGGACCUUCUGCAGAUGUACAAUUCUUCUUCCAAGACUGAGAACCAGUCCAACGGGCACAAUCCUUUCAGAUCAAGUUCAUGAGAAGUGGUUGUGAAGUGCUUGUGUUGUAUGUCGUGAAUGUGCUUUUGUCAUAUAAUAGUCGGGACCUAUAUUUUGUAUUGUAGAGCAGAUUUGAAUGCUACCUGGUUUCAUGUGAUUGUGUUAGCUAAGCCAUGCCGGAGAGAGGCAAGAGCAAUUGUGCGUGGUCACUUGGUACUAUUGGCGACCUGUAUCGUGCUCUGCUCGGUUCAGUUAAUACUCGGCAGGGACACAUGGCCUGUAUAUUCAUGAUCUUGUGAGGCUCUAUUUGGACUAAUAGACAUAAUUACUUUUUUA
This is a messenger RNA of Syzygium oleosum, 2436 nucleotides long. Its product is annotated as OBERON-like protein. Lineage: Eukaryota; Viridiplantae; Streptophyta; Magnoliopsida; Myrtales; Myrtaceae. Bases 385 to 2142 code for a protein of 585 amino acids. The transcript is spliced from 3 exons. Gene Ontology annotation, cellular component: nucleus. The record is from RefSeq and is a predicted model, not a curated record.